Messenger RNA from Rotaria socialis, 390 nucleotides. Lineage: Eukaryota; Metazoa; Rotifera; Eurotatoria; Philodinida; Philodinidae. The record is from the annotation of a GenBank genome assembly.
AUGCAAUAUAGUGAUUCCUCAAUUACCACCACAGGUUUAACUGGCUGUUAUGGCUUUUUAAUCGAUAUCAAACACGAUGAUAAUUCAUUCUGUUUUUUGGAGCACCAUUCAUGUGCCGUAGAUUGCAGCACGCAAUCAACAUUACCAGAAAUACUCUUGAGUCUGAUUAAGGAUCUGGUAAAGCAUAUCACGGAAACGCUCAAGAGCACUCCUGGCUCCAAAUCUAUCGAAUUCAAGAAAAUAUCUGAUGCGUCGUUAUUCAUUUGCGGUGGUAUCCAACAAAAUCCGGACUAUAUACGGCUUGCUUUCGCUUUACUCCAACAACCACUCAAUCCAGAAACACGCGGGAUAUUUCAAGCAGAAACAUCCGAAUUUUAUUUAUUGCAAUGA